Fusarium proliferatum ET1 is the source of this 834-nucleotide messenger RNA. RefSeq lists its product as uncharacterized. Lineage: Eukaryota; Fungi; Ascomycota; Sordariomycetes; Hypocreales; Nectriaceae. The record is from RefSeq and is a predicted model, not a curated record.
AUGGAGUCCUGUGGCGUUUGGCAGCAGGCGCCCAGGAACAAAUCGUUAAGCCUGCUCCUGGUCAGCAAAAGGUUCUACGUCGAGGUACAGGAUAUCUUCAGACGUCUUCCAAAUAACUACCACGUCGAUAUCAUUGAAGAACUAUGGGUUCUGGCCUACGUGGUAUAUUGCAAAGCGACCGACAUCACGCUACAUCGACAAAGUAACAUCGAGUAUCCGCAUCUUGAGCCAACCGACGACCUCGACGAUCGUUUCAAAGACAGCUUGAGCUUCUCAGGUGGAGAUGCAGGACCCGGAGGCGCCGUUUGGGCCAUUUACGAACUGCUCGUAAGCUUGAUUCAGCAUGAACCUGGAUACCUCGGUCUCCAGAAUAACCAGCGCUUCGUCAUCAACGAAAUCGAGGUGAAUGUCGUCGCUCCAACAGACGGCGCCGCUCACACCAAGCUCUCUUGCAGGGAUAACGACUACCCCUGGUGGCUUCGCUGGAGUUGUAUCGAAUGCGCAAAGGACCUGGUACCUGAGGAGCGACUCGCCAACUUCAUGACUUCUCAUUUGGACGCCGUUUUCAGUGUAAGAGCUGAUACCAUGCCAUACUGUCAAGUAUUGUACGAUCACAUCAUAGAAAGUAUCACCUUUCAGCUCAACGGACAGGAGUGGCAGAAGAGGCGAAUAGACGAGUAUCUAGAGAAAUCCCAUCCCUCGACGUGGCCGCAAGAUUAUAGAAAUGGUUGGUGCCGCAAGACCUUGAAGACAAGACAACGGAUACGGAUGAUUCGUAGGAGACGAGAGAAGGUGAGGAAAGGUCUGGAGCUGGACGAUAAGCAACCCAAAUAG